AUGAGUUCCACCCCUAGACUUGUCAGCAGUGCUGCAACCAGGAGGUUAUUACUGCCAUCAAAUACCCGUCUUCCGCGCUCUUCCCUUUUGAGGGCUCGAUCCCAAUUUGCUCGAGAUCUUCCCCCACAGUCCCGGGCCCUCGCCAUCUUACUGCCUUCAAGAGGAUAUGCCACCGAAACCACUUCACAUGGUACCGACGGCGGUCCUCCUCCCGGGUUUAACAUAAACGACGCAAAGAAGCCUCUCCCGAAAGACGAAGCUAAAACGACCCCAGCUCAGCAGACCGCUCCCGGAUCGAAAGAGUCCAACGAGCAAACUCGGACCUCCAAAGUCGGCGCAACCGCCAUCGAUAAGACCAAGGCUUUGGAAAACGCGACCGUGACUGAAUUGGCAGCCGCAAAGUCCGCCGAUGCCUCAAAGGCCGAUUCAACGGCUGUCACGGAGAAGAAGGAGGAACCAAAAAAGCUCACCCUGGGGCAAAAGAUUAAAAAGGAAAUAGCCCAUUACUGGGAUGGCACCAAGCUGCUGGCCACUGAGGUCAAGAUUUCAUCAAGGCUAGCCCUGAAAAUGGCCGCUGGCUACGAAUUAAGCAGACGUGAAAACCGACAGUUGCAAAGAACUGUUCAGGAUUUGGGUCGGCUUGUUCCAUUCUCGGUUUUCGUCAUUGUUCCAUUCGCAGAGCUCCUUCUCCCAGUCGCCCUUAAGCUCUUCCCCAAUCUCCUUCCCUCCACCUACGAGGGUCAGACAUCCCGCGAAAAGAAGGCUGCUGGACUUCGAGAGACCCGAAAACAAGUUUCGACUUUCCUCCGAAACACAUUGCGUGAGACCGGUCUUCCAGUUUCUGCAAUCAACGCAAAGAAGGAAGAGUUCACCGAGUUCUUCCGAAAGGUUCGCGCAACAGGAGAAUCGCCUUCCAAGGAGGAUGUCAUCAAGGUGUGCAGGAUUUUCAAAGAUGACUUGACACUGGACAACCUGUCAAGGCCACAACUGGUCGGUAUGUGUAAAUACAUGAACCUCAAUACUUUUGGGACCGACGCCAUGCUACGCUAUCAAAUUCGCCAUCGCAUGAGACAGACUAAGCGAGAUGACAAAGCUAUCUCUUACGAGGGUGUGGAUUCACUGUCUGUUCCUGAACUCCAGAUGGCAUGCGCAUCGCGUGGCCUACGCACUCAUGGCAUGUCCCCCGGAAAGCUUCGGGAAGACCUUCAAAUGUGGCUGGACCUCAGACUCAAGUACAACAUCCCUUCAACCCUGCUGGUACUGAGUAAUGCGUAUAUGUACACCUCGGGCAAGGAUAGUGAAAUCGACUCACAAAUUGAUGCUCUCCAAGCUGUACUGAGCAGCAUUCCUGAGGAGCUCUUCCACGAGAUUGAACUUGAGGUUCACAACGCCGAGGGUGCUGCAACUAAUAAGCAACGUCUCGAGGUCCUGAAAGAACAACAAGAGCUGAUUGAGGAAGAAAACGAACAGUCGGAAGCUAGCAAGUCAGAGGACGGCAAGAGUGCAAGUGAAGGUGUGAAGGAUGACAAAGACAUCGACGAGAAGCCGAAGCAAAAGGUGGAGGAAGCAAAGGCAGCCGACUCAGAGUCAUCUUCGAUGAAGGAGGCAAAGGAGGCUGAAGAGGAUGUCUCUGAGGCGGCAAAGAAAGAGCCCGCCAGGAAAGAAGAGGAAGUGAAGAAAGAAUAA
Molecule: messenger RNA, 1686 nt
Organism: Exophiala bonariae
Lineage: Eukaryota; Fungi; Ascomycota; Eurotiomycetes; Chaetothyriales; Herpotrichiellaceae
Exons: 3
Coding region: 1-1686 (561 amino acids)
Biological process (GO): intracellular monoatomic cation homeostasis
Cellular component (GO): mitochondrial inner membrane
Molecular function (GO): ribosome binding
Source: RefSeq, a predicted model, not a curated record